Molecule: messenger RNA, 2680 nt
Organism: Amoebophrya sp. A25
Lineage: Eukaryota; Dinophyceae; Syndiniales; Amoebophryaceae
Source: the annotation of a GenBank genome assembly
UCAAGGGUCUGGAUCCAUGGUUUCUCUUGGUCGCGGCGAAUGUUGUUUGCUUCCAUUGUUGUACAUGUGAUACUAGGUACAUGACUUUCGCAGUUUUUGAUUGUUUUUUUCGUGUUCUUCGAUUUCGUAUCUCGGUGCUUACUAAGUAAAAUUUGAGGAAUUUUUUGUUGCAUUAUUAUCAAUUUGCAUGGGCUACUGUAGUGCGAGCAAAGACUUCGCUGGUCGUGUGCAAAGGAUGUCAGAGGGGACCGAACCUAUACGUGCCACAUCGUCAUCCGGGAAGAUGAAUGCGAAGGGGGAUAUAAUCGAGGGUGGUGUAGAGGAGGAAGAAGAGGAAGAACCAACAAGCCCUACUUCGUCCAUGAUCAUCGACAAGCACAUGGCAGCCGUUGUGUUACACAAAGACCAAGGCAAUGAGCUGUUUCGGCAGAAGGACUACCGAAAGGCGCUGGGGCAAUAUCAUCGUGCGCUCUUGUAUUUGCGCGCGAUGGACGAUCCAGACGCCAAGAAGAAAGAAUCGGACUUCGGCCUCGCACUGGCGUCGCAGGGAUCUCAGUCCAGCGCAAUACCGGAAUCCAGGCGUCCCGAGAUCCGGACAAUGGGGGUCGCUACCCGUGUGAACAUGAUGAACUGCUUCUUGAAUCUGGCAGAACAAGCUAGAAAGGGGGACUCCGCGGGCACAAACGAAACGAAGACGGAGAUCACACGGUUGCUAGAGCGUUGUGUCACAGAGGGGAAAACAGCUAUCAACCUGCUUGAUCACUUCCGAGGUAUCGGAAAUCCAAUCGAAUUUAUGAGAGCAUGCACAAACGUCUUGUCUAGCUUACGCUCGCAACACAAAAAAAACGUCUGAGGCUGUAAUUAUAAUAUACAAGUAGAGAAUAGUUUGAUUUUUUGAGACCACCUCCCUGUCUUGGGUUGCUUUUUAUUGCCGUUUUCAUGAAGAUGCUUGGUCGUGACCACAGGAGGUGCGUCGACGUUUCCAAGAAUUACAGUUAAAUUUACUUCUUCUAUUCGGUGCUAUCAGGCACAGCGUGAUAUGGUUCAUCUCCAUUGGCUACUUGAUAAUUGAAAGAAAAAGAUUCUCGUCCUUGGUCUACUCUCUUUGCAUCCACGCAUUAGCAACUUGGACGCACACAUGACAUCUACUCUCUUUCUCUCGUCUACUUCUCUUCAUGAUGUACAACGCAGCAAAAGCCCACUGGAAGCUCGCGCAGGCUUAUCAAGAGCAGGAAAAAUUCGAGUUGGCGAAAGAGCAAUUCACAAAAGCAGGAGAACACGGCCAGGACGCCCGCAAGGCGUUGCAAGAGUUAGAACGGGUCCGAAAGGUGUACGAGAAGGCGGAAGCACAAAGGCUGAAAGCAGUAUUUGCCGGGAAGCUCUUGUGAAACACGUACAAAUUCUCCACCGUCGCACAAAUUGUUUUGUCUUGCCAAUGAUCUUGUGCGGUCAUUUGGGACGCAAUGAUGAUGGUAGCUAAGCCGAGCGAGAGGAGGAGAAGCAGGAGGUAGCAGGAAGUCUCAAGUAGGUGUAGGGGAGGAAGCAGAAGAAUGGUUUUGCUGGAGGUGGAGCAACUACUUCAUACUUUCGCUCCUUCGGAUCAACAAUCACAUUUUGAGCAUAAGCGCAAGUGACCCGUAUCGUUUUAGCACAAGCGCUGAGCAGGAAUCAUGAUAGAAAAAUUUCAGGAGCAUAAAAAAACCAAGAUUCAAGAUCAUUAGCGCAGUUCCUAGAAAUAUGGGCGAACUUUGAAAGGAAGGACGAGAAAAUGUGAAACCUACUCUGGAAGUGAAUCAAGGUAACAGUGAGCUGGAAAGAGAGGCAGGCGCAUCAAGGUGGCCUUCUUGUUCAGAAGGGACUUACCUGCUAGAGGAAGUUCCUACAACGCAGCGGCCAGAUGAUCAUGAGGCAGAAGAGCAGUAAGAUGCUCCGGUUUUUUAAUCGAACACAAAAAAUCCUACCGCUGAAGCAGGAGACGGCCUUCAAAAAUCAGAAGUAAUCCUUGCGAUUCGUCGUGCUGUAAAAUCAGAAGUACUCCGCGAACUAGAUUGAGAGUGAAGUCACUCAGUUUUCAGUGGCAAAUAAAAGGUUUUGACAUCGCCCUUUGGAUGAUGAUUAGGAUGAAGAUGGUGAUGGUCUCCAGGACUAGCCGGAUGAUGGAGAUUCACGACUUUUAUCGGUUUUGCGCAGGACUAGUAACGAUGAAAUCUUCGCUCUCGGCUACAUCAGAUGUACUGGUGCGAAAUACUGCGAUUCGUCUUCAGCGGUCUAGGAUCUUUCAGGCAGUGAAUUUAAUGCGACCAAGAUGAUCAAGGCUCAGAAAGCACCGCUUGGAUCUGAAAGCUAGUCAAGGGCGUCAAGGAUGUAGGGAGGACGAAUGUGGAUAGAUCCAGGAAGUAGAGUAGGAAGUAGGUGACUGGUUCCAGGAAAUAGAAUAGGAUGGAUGAGGGAAGGUUUCCUGGUGGGUAUUCAUCGAUAGGCAGGCCAGAGAUUUUGAGCAUCCAGUAAAUCCUUCUUUCUACAACUUUCUUAGCCAGGAUUUGAGGUUGAUGAUUUAGCCAGGAUUUGAGGUUAAUGGUCCAGCGAACAUUAUAUAUGAUCCAGGGCUCAGGGCUACGGUACCGCCUCCCCCUAGCGCAGGGAGGAGGGUACCGGUAGCCCCGGACCCUUUCGGGAGCCG